AUGAACUUCAUAUCUGGAAUUGUUAAUGAAUAUAACCAUGAAAGAGCUCCAUUUGGAUUAAAAGCAGAAUUGGAACAGAUUUUGAUUUUUCUGAAUUACACACAAAAUCCGAAUUUGACUGAUUUUUUCGGCACAACAUUGCUUCAUUUUGCUGCUACUGAUAAUUACGAUAAUUUUGAAAUUGUCGAAAAAUUAAUUAAAGCUGGAGCUAAUGUCAACGCUCGAAAUAAUUGCAAGCAAACGCCUUUACAUUUAGCUGUGCUUCGUCAUAACUGGAGAGUAAUAGACACCCUGAUUGCUCACAAUGCUGAUAUUAAUGCUAAAGAAUUAAAGGGUAACACUGCUCUACACUUUGCUAUAGAUUUACUUUGGAGCAAGAGAAAACAAGAUCAACAAGAAUCUCGUUCAUGGAUUGUUAGAAAACUAUUACUUUGCGGAGCUGACCCAAAUGUACCCAAUACUAGUAGAGAGACUCCAUUAAUGCUUGCGGUAAGAUACGGAGAUUUGGAAAUUGUCAAAGAGCUGCUGGCUUGCGGAGCAAAUGUGCAUUUGCGCAAUCAAUAUUCAGAAACGUGUCUGCACCUGGUUUCCUGGUCUCCUCAACCAGAUAUCUUCAUUUUACAGGAACUCGUAAAACAUGGAGCCUGUGUGAGCUGUUGCGAUGAUAUAGGCCGCACGCCUUUGGAUGUUUUGUUGGAGUCUGACAAAAUUGGCUCUGUUGGGUACCUGGCAGAGUCAUUUAUAAAAACUGCAACUUUGGUACAUUGGGAACAGAAAAUAGUCUUUCAAACUAAUCAAAAUCGAGAAAAAACUCGGAGUUUAGAGGAAUUUAUGGAUAAAUGUUUUCAAGAAGUUUCCCGAAUGAAAUCCUACGUUUAUUCUGAUGAAUCUACUCUCUGCCAUUUUGCGAUAAACGGUGGAAAGGUCAACAAAAGGCACAAAUCUCAAAGCAUCUUCGAUGAAGUGUUGGAUACUCUAACAAAAGAUGACUUUCCUAUUUAUAAUGACUUCAUUGAAGCUCAUUUUGACCGAGAGUUUUUGCAAGAAAAGUUACUUCAAAUGAAUGUAUAUGCAAGAAACGCAAAAGUCUACCAUUUUUUACCACGUCAGAUAGUUUUGAAUGGGAGAAACAUUUAUUGCCGUGUUAAGGAUAUUGCCCUUGAGUCUGGCGCCUUAGACCGCUCGGCCAUCCUGACACUUGUUAAGGAUAUUGGAUCAGAAAAUUUUUGA
Argiope bruennichi is the source of this 1230-nucleotide messenger RNA. RefSeq names its product ankyrin-3-like. The record is from RefSeq and is a predicted model, not a curated record. The coding region runs from base 1 to 1230 and encodes 409 amino acids. Gene Ontology annotation, molecular function: protein binding. The transcript is spliced from 2 exons. Lineage: Eukaryota; Metazoa; Arthropoda; Arachnida; Araneae; Araneidae.